Messenger RNA from Podospora bellae-mahoneyi, 335 nucleotides. RefSeq lists its product as uncharacterized. The transcript is spliced from 2 exons. The record is from RefSeq and is a predicted model, not a curated record. NCBI's taxonomy places the organism in Eukaryota, Fungi, Ascomycota, Sordariomycetes, Sordariales, Podosporaceae. Bases 1 to 297 code for a protein of 98 amino acids.
AUGAUGAAGGGUGGCCAAGACUUUGGCAUUGAUUUAUGCCUCGCCAGUGCCUCUGCCUCCCUCUUUCUCUCUCGAUUCGACGCAGGAGUACAUCCGGGACCCCAUGGCGGUUCCGUCGGUGGCCGUCGCUGCGCGGUAUUUGCUCCUGCUGCUCAUAUCUCUGUGAAUAUUCAAACCAUUACUCCGGAUUUCACCCUCUUUCUUGCACACCUACCCUUCCUCCUCACCAACCUCGCCUCCCGUUCCAACUCCCUCGCCAACUCCUCCCUAAACUCCUUUAGCUCCUCCGCUGUGUAAACCUCCCCCCCCACCUCCAUUUCCAUCCCUCCUCCACC